AUGGCUCAACCGUCAUUAGCAGCGCUCUCCACUGACUCCAUUGUUGCCCGGAGUGUGACCGCCUGGAGGAUCGCCUGGACUUCGGGUCCGUCGGUCACCGCCGCUUACACCACGCGGCCACAAAAUAAAAAGCCCAAAGAAGAUAAGCGAUUUGCCGAUAUCGGCUGGUUAAUUCUUUAG
Messenger RNA from Penicillium psychrosexuale, 180 nucleotides. RefSeq lists its product as uncharacterized. The record is from RefSeq and is a predicted model, not a curated record. Lineage: Eukaryota; Fungi; Ascomycota; Eurotiomycetes; Eurotiales; Aspergillaceae. The transcript has a single exon. The coding region runs from base 1 to 180 and encodes 59 amino acids.